AUGUCGAGUUCCGGUGGUGUUUACAGCACCUUGCUGCCAAUUGCUGUCUCUACUGUCAGGGAACUUAAUCCGAAAGUCCUCAUGAAGCUUACAAGCGCGUACACGGUAUUUGGUGAGUACUUCAAGGUCGGAAGUUAUGACUUUCCCGCCAAGCCUGAGGAUCUCGAGUUUGGCAAGAUGUUCUGGGAGUUGAGUCGGUGUUUGCUGGAGGAGGGAAAGGUUAAGGUUCAUAGGGUCGCUUUGGACAAGUAUGGAACGGGCUUUCAGGGGGUUAUGAAGGGUAUGGAUGCUUUGAGAAGGGGAGAGGUUAGUGGAGAGAAGUUGGUUUUCACGGUUUGA
This is a messenger RNA of Glarea lozoyensis ATCC 20868, 339 nucleotides long. RefSeq lists its product as uncharacterized. Gene Ontology annotation, molecular function: oxidoreductase activity, acting on NAD(P)H. The record is from RefSeq and is a predicted model, not a curated record. The transcript has a single exon. Bases 1 to 339 code for a protein of 112 amino acids. NCBI's taxonomy places the organism in Eukaryota, Fungi, Ascomycota, Leotiomycetes, Helotiales, Helotiaceae.